This is a messenger RNA of Rhopilema esculentum, 3219 nucleotides long. RefSeq names its product leucine-zipper-like transcriptional regulator 1. Lineage: Eukaryota; Metazoa; Cnidaria; Scyphozoa; Rhizostomeae; Rhizostomatidae. Gene Ontology annotation, cellular component: Golgi apparatus. The record is from RefSeq and is a predicted model, not a curated record. Gene Ontology annotation, molecular function: protein binding.
GUUCGCCUCUCUUUGACCCCAGGUUAGUCGAAUACAAAAUGGAGGUGGAUAAUAAAUUGUCACAAAAUUGAAAUACAUGAUGGCAAAAAUAAACAGACCGACACCAGAAUUUGAUGAAAAUCCAUAUUUGGAAUCGUUUGAAAGCUUGACCCUAGAUCUAGGGCCUGCGGAGACCGUCCACCAUUGGGCAAAACUCCCAGAGUGCGAUGAGUUCGUUGGCUCAAGGAGAAGCAAGCAUACAGUAGUUGCUUGGGGUGAUGCAUUGUACAUAUUUGGAGGAGAUAAUGGAAAGAGAAUGUUGAAUGACCUUCUUCGGUUCGACCUGAAGGACUGUUCCUGGGGACGUGUUGUGACAACAGGGUCACCCCCAGCCCCACGAUAUCAUCACUCGGCUGUCGUCUUUGCAAACAGCAUGUUUGUUUUUGGAGGCUAUACAGGAGAUAUUUAUUCAAACUCCAAUUUACGAAACAAGAAUGAUUUAUUUGAAUACCGCUUCAACACAGGACAGUGGUUGGAGUGGCAACUUCAUGGAAGGAUUCCAGUGGCAAGAUCUGCACAUGGGGCCGUUGUCUACAAGAACAAUAUGUGGAUAUUUGCUGGUUACGAUGGCAAUGCAAGGCUCAAUGACAUGUGGAACAUUUGUUUAUCCGAUCCAUCACCGAACUGGCACGAGGUCCAGCAACAAGGCAAGAGGCCGCCUACUUGCUGCAAUUUUCCAAUCACAGUUGCCAAGGACAGUAUGUAUGUGUUUUCAGGGCAAAGUGGCGCAAAAAUCACCAAUGAUCUGUUCCAGUUCAACUUUGCAGAGAGAAGAUGGGCGCGGAUUGCGACUGAACACCUCCUCAGGGGCACUCCGCCGCCUCCUUCAAGAAGAUAUGGCCACACCAUGGUCGCCCAUGAUCGCCACCUCUAUGUUUUCGGUGGAGCUGCGGACAACACGCUACCCAGUGAUUUAUUCUGGUAUGAUCUUGAAACUCAAACAUGGGAUAUUAUCCAACCCACUUCGGACAGCCAGAUUCCAAGUGGACGCCUUUUUCAUGAUGCUGACGUCAUCGGCAAUAAAAUGUACAUUUUCGGUGGCACCGUGGACAACAACAUACGCAGCGGCGAGUUGUACCAGUUUAUUUUCUCAAGUUACCCAAGAUGCACCUUGAAUGACGAUUAUGGCCGGCUUCUUGAGAGUGGACAGUUUUGCGACACUGAAUUUGUUUUUGAUGGAAAGAGCCCUAUCAAAGCGCAUGCCACCAUUGUUGCUGCCCGCUCCCCUUAUCUCAGGCAGAAGUUAUUGGCCUUGAAGAAGGGGCAAGAGGAAGAUCAGGCGUCACAACCAGACCAAGAUGCUCUUCGAAGUUUUCGGGUUGACAUUGGAAGCAUUGAUAUCUUGUCAUUCAAAGUGGUUCUCUGGUUCAUGUACACCGACCAGAUUUACCCUCUUAUCAAAGAUGAGCAUGGGAAUGCAACUGAUGUUAUGAGAUUGAUGAUGGAUGUCUACAGCCUCGCGCUUAAGUUUGAACUGGUUCGCCUUGAAACGCUUUGCACGCAAUACAUUGAAGCCUCGAUUACGACAGAAAACGUUCUUGUCGCUCUGGAAUGUGCUCAAGAGCUUGGACUAGAGUUCAUCAAGGAGUAUUGUAUGAGAUUCAUUGUGCGUGAGGUUAACUUCAACGUCAUAAUCAUGAGUAGUGAAUUCGAGGCUCUUUCAAAGACGCUCAUGGUCGAAAUUAUCAGAAGGAGGCAGCUGCAGCUGCAAUACCCGCUGCCUGAACCACAGACCCCUCCUGCUUCAAAAGUCCCAACAUUAUUGGAUGACAUGAACUCGCUGCUGCGCGGUGAAGUUGCUGCGGAGUUCCAGGAUGUAGAACUUUUGCUGAACGAGAAUCCAAUCAAAGCUCAUAAGGCAGUGCUCGCAGCGAGAAGUGGAUAUUUCGAAGCAAUGUUUCGCUCGUUCAGUCCACAAAACAACAGAGUCAAUGUUUCUAUUGGCGAUAUGGUCCCAUCUCCGCAGUCAUUUAAUUCGCUUCUUCGGUACAUUUAUACUGGCGAUGUUUCGAUGCCCCCAGAGGAUUCCCUUUAUCUGUUUUCUGCCCCUUUUUACUACGCAUUCACCAAUAGCAGACUGCAGGCUUUCUGCAAACAAAAUUUGGAGAUGAACGUUUCCGUGAAGAAUGUGAUUCAGAUCUUAGAAGCAGCUCACAGCAUUGGUGCCAUGGACAUGGAGCAUUAUGCCCUCAGUAUUAUCGUUCAAUAUUUCCCUAAGGUCGCCAGGCUUCAAGAUUUCCGACGCUUGAGCAAGGAGUUGUUACUUGGCAUCUUGGAUGCGAUUGCCGACUACAUGCAGUCUGGACAGCAAUUCGAUUUCGUUCCGUACCAUCCCCAGAUAGAAAAUGUCGAUUUUAAAGACCAUAAAGAUGCAAGUUAAGACUUUAGCCAAUCGCCUUUUCGCCCUAUGUACAUCAGAAUCAUUUCUAUGAAAUUAGAUAAAUAGAAUUCUCGUGUUAGAAAUUGCAAGAUGGCACGUAAAUGUGGAAACUUUCUCAACGAAAGUAAGUAGCGUCAGGACAUUGCCUAAUAGCUAACAGAAAACUAUAUCCAGAUGCGAAUUGAAAAUUAAUUGAGUUUGUGAACUUUAGAUAAUUUGUUCUGUUCAACUUUUUGUCCUUAUCUGUUGUUUUAUAGUUUUGUUAUUUUUCUUUCCUUUUUAUGCUUUUUGUCUUAGGCAAGUGUCUUAGUAGAAUCCAUUAAUUGAUGUAAAUUUAGCGGACCUGAAUUUAGCAAUCUCUAACAACUGCAGUUUCACUAUGGUCCACAUCGGGUUGGCUGCCCCUUUUUUGUAAAGAACGAUUAGUGUUGGUAGUUUAAGUUUCCCCAUAAUGCAAUUUGUUCUUGGCAAAAUAUUUUUCUUUUUCAAUUUUAAAUUUCUAGCAUUGAUUUUUGCGUGGUUGGAGUUUAUUCUAAAUCGCUUCAAGCAAUUUGACAGUGAAUUAGUUGAAAAGAAAAGAUGCGACUCUGUUCUCUGCAGAAGCCUGAUUUUGGGAUGUAUCUUAAAAUAAACUUGAUUUGUCUUCGUAAAAAUUCUUGUGAGGUAUCUAACACUGUAUAGCUAGGCAUUUGAUAUAUGUGUAGAUUAAUUACUGUCCUGGUGUUGCGUAUAUGUAAAUAAAAUCGGAUCAUCUCGCAUUCUCUGUAAUUUUUAUAUUAUUUAUACGUAAUUUGUCAUAA